AUGUCAAAGUCGGUUCUUCUGAAUCUUCCUGCUGAACUACUCUAUCAGAUUUUCGAUCAUCUCGAAGCACGUUUUAUUAUUUGUUCAGUUCGUCGUGUUUGCUCGCAAUUUUAUGUACUUGCCAGUGCCUAUAAUCGUUUUGAAUUAGAAUGCGGUUCAAUGAGCGAAUCGGACCUGAAACUUGUUUCUCGAUUCGUUCAACCUGAAAACGUAGUUUCCCUAAAGUUAUCGACAGCAGACAAUAGAGAUCAAUACAUUCAAUUAUUUCUUUCGUAUUUCAACAUUUGUCGAUUCACUAGGCUUCAUUCAAUAACUUUUUGCAAUGUCCGUCGUGCAGCUGAAAUAAAUCGAUUUUUGGAGCACGUUACUUCCAUUACCUCAUUUUCACUUACAAUUGUUGGAUAUGAAGGGGAAAGAGAUCGGAUAUUGGAAAGUAUAUUUCCUCUCGUUAUUAAUUCAAAGCUCCGUAAACUCUCUUUGCAUAAUUUGAAUUAUACAAAUUCAACAUUACCGUGGCCAAUUCAAUCAACAUUAGAACAACUGACAAUCCAAGAUUGUACAUAUGAUCAAUAUUGUGUUAUACUUUCCAAUUCUUUCCAGUUAAAAAGUUUUACCAUGAGAAACUGUAUCAUGAAUACCAUUCAUAAAACGGGUUCGUCGUCUUUGACUACGGCAUCUCAUUUGGCGAAAAGACAACGCACAUCUCCCACUACUGCAGGGUAUCAUCAACUAAUAUCAUUGGCUAUUGGCAAUUGUGAACUACCCAUUAAAGACUUGGAACUUCUCCUUUCAAUGACACCAUCGCUUGUCUACCUCAAGUUAGUAUCACCUAGGGAAGUAUUCGAUUCGAUCUUCAAUGGCUCUUAUUGGAAGCAAUACAUUCAGAAUACAUUACCGUUACUGAAUAAAUUUGAGUUUCUCUUGACUUUUGAUAUUAUGAAGUAUGAUGGUCAUAUGGAUAUUGAAUCGCUUAUUUUGCCAUUUCAUGAUUCUUUCUGGCUCAGUGAAAAGCGAUGGUUUGUUGCAUGCGAUUAUAUUAUUAACAGACCCAGAAUAAAUCUGUAUACAACACCAGUAUGUGUGCGCUCUGAAGAAAACAAACAUGCUACGUUACAAAUAUCAUCCACAGAUGGAAUCGUCCAUGCCAUUUUUUAUCCUAUAACAAUCACUGAGUUAAACCUUUCAAAUAACGAAAUCGGAGAUAUUGGUGCGCAGUACUUAGCUCAUGCAUUGCGAGACAAUAAAACAUUGACUUUGCUAGACCUUUCGGGAAAUGAAAUUGGAAAUACGGGGGCACAACAUUUUGCUACAGCCUUACAGAAAAACCAAACACUAACCAUAUUAAAUCUUGAAUCAAAUCGGGUACAAGAUGAUGGUAUGAAAUAUCUUGCUAAGGUCCUGGAAAAUAAUAAAACACUUAAGAGAUUGGACUUAGAAAAAAAUCCUAGUGACUCCUAUGCAUUUGUUAGUGCAGCAUUCCAAAUACAAAAUGACCCAAUACAUUCCACUAUUUAUUUGCAAUCAAAAAAAAUCGGUGACGAUGAAGUUAGAUUUCUAGCUGAUGCAUUAGGUGGCACCGAAACGAAAUUCAUCGCAUUAUAUCUCUCAAAUAAUGAAAUUGGAGAUGUUGGAGCUGAAUUUUUAGCUCGAGUUUUGCAAAAUAACAAAACAUUGGAGAAACUCUUUCUUUUACAUAAUCGAAUAGGACUCAUUGGAUUACAAUGUUUACUUGAUGCAUUUGGAACCAAUCAAGUUACAUAUUUUACUAAAUAG
This is a messenger RNA of Rotaria socialis, 1773 nucleotides long. The record is from the annotation of a GenBank genome assembly. NCBI's taxonomy places the organism in Eukaryota, Metazoa, Rotifera, Eurotatoria, Philodinida, Philodinidae.